GCCUGACCUGGGGCAGGGGAGCUUUGAAUAACCUAGUGUGGGGGCAUUACAAGUGGCGAUUCCAGGAAUCUGUAGUGGGAUCUGGCUUCCAGGGGUUGAGGAAGAACCAGCCAGGAUUCUGCAUUUUUCAUCAGCCUCACAGGCGGUCUGAGUGCCUUUCUUGAAAAUGUUGGCUGUUCUCCUUGGCAGUCUUACUUUUGACCCAGAGAAACUCACUGAGACGGGUUGCAGCAGAAAAGGCACAGGUGCAUACGGCGUAUUAAUCCAAGGAACACAACAUCUGGCCGACAACAAAUUAAGCCGACGAGUUUAUCUCUCUUGUUUCCCAAGACUGCCAAAGACGUAUGGGGCUACAGGCCGUGGCUGGUGACCCUGGGGCCUGGAUCGGUGAGACCAGACCACGCUUGCCCUGGUCACCUUUAAAUGGCUGCUUGAGCUGAGCCCCUGCAUCUGCUUUUUAAGGCAGAGAAGAGGGGGGCAGGCAGGGUGCCAUUCACAUCUGUCUUUCUCGAUUUCCCACAAGCUCUCGGCAUCGGUUAGCAGUCACAUUUGGCUACGUGCGAUAGAAAUGGAAAUAACAGUGGCUUCAGCUAGAUAGAAGCUCAUACCUCUCCAGCUGAAAAGUCCAGAAGACGGCGGGUCCCUUCCAUCUUUGCUCUGCCAUCCCCAGCACACGGAAAUGCAUCCUCACGGCUGCCUUGUGGUCCAAAGAGGCUGCUGGAGCGCCAGCCUUUUUGGCGGUUUUUGCUCACUUUAUACGUGUGCUGCAGGUUGGCCAAGGAGCUCUGUUCGUCACGAUUACUCGGGGAGGCGUGCUGCUAGAGUGGCUGUCUUAGAAGCCACCGUUCCUUGUGGCAGAGGGAAAGAGUUCUUCCCCGGCAUUUCAGCAGUCCAUCCUGGAGACAUCCCAGCCCCUUGGUCAGGACUAGCUGCAUGGCUCCAGCCAGCCAGUAGAGUUCAGCAAACAGUGAUCCUGCCGUGUGCCCAAGGAGUAGAGAGCUGCAAACAUUCGCAGGCAGCAGCGCUGACUCUCGCUGUCAUGUAAACGUCGAAACAUCAAAUUCAUCCCACAAGACACGCAGGGCAGGGAUGGCUUUGCCAGGGCUGGUUCAGCAGCCUUGUGGAUGGGUGUCUCUGACUCCCUUCUGGCCCUGGUUGCCUGCCACAGCUGCAGACACCACGUUCUCCAUCAACGGCACCCAAAGGCUGUUCUAAACGGGGUGUUCAUCCCUGAUGUGAGUGGGGGUGACGCCUGCACCUCUGAGGAGGAACCGACCUUUGACCCCGGCUACGAACCCGACUGGGCUGUCAUCAGCACUGUGCGGCCACAGCCCCGCCACUCAGAGCCCACUAGAGGUGCAGAGCCCAGCUCUCCCCGGGGCUCCUGGGCCUUCUCGGUGAGUCUGGGGGAGCUCAAGUCCAUCCGCCGGUCUAAGCCAGGUCUCAGCUGGGCCUACCUGGUCCUGGUGACCCAGGCCGGAGGCUCCUUGCCCGCACUGCACUUUCACCGCGGGGGUACACGCGCCCUCCUCCGUGUCCUCAGCCGCUACCUGCUGUUGGCCAGCUCCCCGCAGGACUCCCGCCUCUACCUUGUCUUCCCCCACGACUCCUCAGCCCUCUCCAGCUCCUUCCACCACCUCCAGCUCUUUGACCAGGACAGCUCCAAUGUGGUGUCCCGCUUCCUCCAGGACCCCUACUCCACCACCUUCGGCGGCUUCUCCCGUGUGACCAACUUCUUCCGGGGAGCCCUGCAGCCACACCCAGAGGGGGCCUCCCCCGACCUUCCUCCACCGCCUGAUGACGAGCCCGAGCCUGGGUUCGAGGUCAUCUCCUGUGUGGAGCUGGGCCCACGGCCAGCUGUGGAGCGGGCACCUCCGGUCACAGAGGAGGAGUGGGCCCACCAUGUGGGCCCCGAGGGCCGCCUUCAGCAAGUCCCCAUGCUGAAGGCCCGGAUCUUCUCGGGGGGUCUGAGCCCUGGCCUGAGACGCGAAGCUUGGAAGUUCCUCCUGGGGUACCUCAGCUGGGAGGGCUCAGCCGAAGAGCACAAGGCCCACGUGCGCAAGAAAACGGAUGAGUAUUUCCGAAUGAAGCUGCAGUGGAAAUCUGUGAGCCCCGAGCAGGAGCGGAGGAACUCACUGCUGCACGGUUACCGCAGCCUCAUCGAGAGAGACGUGAGCCGUACCGACAGGACCAACAAGUUCUAUGAGGGUCCUGAGAACCCAGGGCUGGGCCUGCUGAACGACAUCCUCCUCACCUACUGCAUGUACCACUUCGACCUCGGCUACGUCCAGGGCAUGAGUGACCUCCUCUCCCCGAUCCUCUACGUCAUCCAGAACGAGGUGGAUGCCUUCUGGUGUUUCUGUGGCUUCAUGGAGCUCGUGCACGGGAACUUCGAGGAGAGUCAGGAGACCAUGAAGCGGCAGCUCGGGCAGCUCCUGCUGCUCCUGAGGGUGCUGGACCCGUCGCUCUGCGAUUUCCUGGACUCCCAGGACUCUGGCUCUCUCUGCUUCUGCUUCCGGUGGCUGCUUAUCUGGUUCAAGAGAGAAUUCCCCUUCCCGGACGUCCUUCGGCUGUGGGAGGUGCUGUGGACGGGGCUCCCUGGCCCCAAUCUGCACCUUUUGGUGGCCUGUGCCAUUCUGGACAUGGAACGGGACACCCUCAUGCUUUCUGGCUUUGGCUCCAAUGAGAUCCUCAAGCACAUCAACGAGCUGACCAUGAAGCUGAGCGUGGAGGACGUGUUGACGCGGGCAGAGGCCCUCUACCGGCAGCUGACCGCCUGCCCGGAGCUGCCCCACAACGUGCAGGAGGUCUUGGGUCUGAUGCCACCCACAGAGCCCCACAGCCCCUCGCCCCCUGCCUCCCCACUGCCUCUGUCGCCCACCCGGGCCCCACCGGCCCCACCGCCCCCCGAGGACACAGCCCCGCAGCCGGACAGCAGCCUGGAGAUCCUGCCGGAGGAGGAGGAAGAGGAGGGGGAGGAAGAGGAAAGCGUGAAGUCUUAACCCUCCCGGCCGGCCUGCCCGGCACAAGCACUUUAUCCAGAUCGCAGAGGCUGGGGAGGAAGUGUGCGAAGAGGGCGGGCCUCCCCACCGUACCUCCCGAGGCUCCUAAUGAGCCCAUCUCAUUAAACUGACACUUCCCGUGUCCAGCUGGCCUCGUGUAGGUGAAGGAGGCGGCUAUCUUGGCGUGGACCUGGAUGGGGAGGGGGUGGUGGCCUUGCCGCUCUGCUGACGCCUGAUCACGUGGUCCCGACCCAGCCAAUGAGACAUCAGAGGAGGCCUUUGGGGGGCUCGUGGAGGUAGGGCUACUGUUAUCCGCCUGGAUUUGGGGCUUUUGGAGGAAUGAGGAGGAAGUGCUGGGGUAUGGCCGCCACCGGUAGCUUUGCGGGGACACGUCCGGGACAUAACCGAGAUGGAAGGGCCUGCAGAGCUGUUGAGACACUCUAGGGACUCUGCCCACCAGCUUCUUGUUACAUGAAAACAAUAAACUCGUGUUUAACCCAC
Molecule: messenger RNA, 3503 nt
Organism: Herpailurus yagouaroundi (jaguarundi)
Lineage: Eukaryota; Metazoa; Chordata; Mammalia; Carnivora; Felidae
Gene: TBC1D17
Product: TBC1 domain family member 17
Exons: 15
Coding region: 1125-3002 (625 amino acids)
Biological process (GO): activation of GTPase activity
Molecular function (GO): GTPase activator activity
Source: RefSeq, a predicted model, not a curated record